This is a messenger RNA of Opisthorchis viverrini, 243 nucleotides long. RefSeq lists its product as hypothetical. Lineage: Eukaryota; Metazoa; Platyhelminthes; Trematoda; Opisthorchiida; Opisthorchiidae. The record is from RefSeq and is a predicted model, not a curated record. The transcript has 2 exons. Bases 1 to 243 code for a protein of 80 amino acids.
AUGAAGGAGAUCAUGAAAUGCUUGGGUGCUGUCGGUGAUACUCGCCUUCCAGGAUGGGGACCGCGUGAUCCUCACUGUGCCUGGUUGGAGACACUACAAAAUAUGGCUGCCAACCGAUGUCAGUGGCGUUCUUGUUGUCAGUUUCUAUCCAGAUUGCCUGAACAACUGUUCGGUUUCGCACACCUGAUAAAGACAGCAAGCCGACUGGACUUCGGAAUGUCUCUCAAAGUCACCAAAAGGUAG